UCUCCUGAAACAACUCAUUCCCAAUUUCUGCAACUCUAUUUGUUCACAAGUAUAGUAUAGAAAAAACACAGUGAAUUUAGCAAGGAAAAGGAGAGAUCUUGUUUCACCCUCUCCCUCAUAUCCUCCCCUCCCCUCUCUCCCAAAUUCCAAUUCCUAUUGCUUUCCAAUGGAUGAACGCAAAAAUGGGAGAGGCAAAAUUGAGAUCAAGAGAAUUGAGAACACCACCAACCGCCAAGUCACCUUCUGCAAGCGGAGAAAUGGCCUUCUCAAGAAGGCCUACGAGCUCUCCGUGCUCUGUGAUGCCGAGGUCGCCCUCGUCGUCUUCUCCAGCCGCGGAAGGCUCUAUGAGUACUCCAACAACAGUGUUAGGGCAACUAUUGAUAGGUACAAGAAAGCAACUGCUGAUUCCUCAAGUGCUGUGUCCACAUCAGAGGCUAAUACCCAGUUUUACCAGCAAGAAGCUAACAAGCUGCGCAGACAAAUACGAGAUAUGCAAUCUUCAAACAGACAAAUGCUGGGAGAUGGAGUGACAAGUUUGCCACCAAAGGAUCUCAAGAGCAUGGAAGGAAAACUGGAGAAGGCCAUAAGCCGAAUUCGCGCCAAGAAAAAUGAAUUGUUGUUUGCUGAGAUAGAGCUCAUGCAAAAGAGGGAGCUAGAGCUGCAUAAUGCUAACAUGUUUCUCAGAGCAAAGAUAGCUGAGAGUGAGAGAGCACAGCAGGAGAUGAGCUUGAUGCCUGCGGGAUCCGAGUACCAUGAGCCCAUGACUACACAGCCUUACGACAUCCGUAACUUCCUCCCCAUGAACCUCAUGGAACCCUCCUAUGCCCGCUCAGACCAAACCCCACUCCAGCUCGUCUGAAAGGGCAAGAAAUCUUGGAGAUGGAUUAUCAAGAUGGUGCAAUUUCCUAUAUAUAUAUCUAUAUAUAUUGUUUAUGGAAAUUUGAUGAUCUAAAGUUAGGGGCUGACAGCAGUUUUCUAUGUAAAACACUAACUACAUUGAACUUGAUAAUGUUGUUGUGGAAUUAAUCCUAACAAAUA
Salvia hispanica is the source of this 1038-nucleotide messenger RNA. RefSeq names its product agamous-like MADS-box protein MADS1. The record is from RefSeq and is a predicted model, not a curated record. Gene Ontology annotation, cellular component: nucleus. Gene Ontology annotation, molecular function: protein dimerization activity; DNA-binding transcription factor activity; RNA polymerase II transcription regulatory region sequence-specific DNA binding. NCBI's taxonomy places the organism in Eukaryota, Viridiplantae, Streptophyta, Magnoliopsida, Lamiales, Lamiaceae. Gene Ontology annotation, biological process: positive regulation of transcription by RNA polymerase II.